AUGGGAAAACAAUGUAUUGAGAUAUCUGAUGAGAUCAGGCAGGAUAUUUUUAAUGCUUUCACGGGUUUAGGGGACCUAGCAAAGCAAAGAGAAUUUUUAGUCCGACACGUUAAAGUUCUUCCUAAAAAAAGAUCAACUACUAUCAACAGUGACUCACGUAGAAAAAAUUCCAGAUUAUACGUUUUAACAGCAAAUAACAACCAAAUCAUGGUGUGCAAAAAAUUUUUCUUUAAUACACUGAGUAUUCCCGAACGAGCAUUCCGUGCAGCAUUCUCAAAAAUUACUGCAACAGGUACAAUAGAAAAGAAAAUGAGAGGUGGCAGGCAGAGAAGUGUUGCAAUUAAAAACAAGAAAAGAGAAAAUAGAAAAGAAAUCGAGGCCCACAUCGACCGAUACCCUCGCGUAAGAACAAGAAUCCAAAAAAACACAAAUAUUCCAAGUUUCACUACUUAUCGAAGAAUUUUCAAGGCGAAGAAUCUGUCGUUUUUAAGGCCAAAGAAAGAUCAGUGCUCACUUUGCUUAUCCUUCAGAGAGGGAGGCGUUUCUAUUAAAGAAGAUUUAAAAGAUAAAUACGAGAAACACAUUUUAGAGAAACAACUAGUGAGACAGAAAAAAAGUGAAAGUAAAGAAAAGGCAAAGACUAAUUCAGAUAUCCUUUGUGCAGUUUUUGAUCUUCAACAGGUGAUUUACUUACCUAUUUCAAAGGAGUCUGCAAUAUUCUAUAAGUCAAGGAUGUCAGUUUUUAAUUUCACUUUUUACAAUGUAGCCACCAGAGAAUGUUACUGCUUUGUCUGGGACGAAACAAACGGGAAACGUGGCUCGACUGAAAUUGCAACUUGUUUAUUCAAAGCAAUUGGCCAAUACGUCGGAAAAGGAGUACAUACCAUAGAACUCUUCUGUGAUGGGUGUUACGGCCAGAACAAAAAUUCGGUUGUAGCAUCCAUAUUGCUGUAUUCGUUGGCAAAAUACAACACAAUUAAAGAUAUUAGUUUAAAAUUUUUCGAAACCAAUCACGUACAAAACGAAGGUGAUAGCGCCCACAGUGCUAUUGGUUACGCGCUUGCACAUUCUGGUGACCUCUUUGUACCAUCACAACUAUACCCAGUCAUUCGAGGUGCAAGAACACAACCUAAGCCCCACUCACCUCAACGUGUAGCAGUGCUAGAUCAAAUUGUGGGAAGAAAAAUGCCGCGUUCUGUUCCUACGCGCUGGAAUUUCCAAAUUCGUUCAGUUAAUGUUGUGCAUGAAUAUAGAGACUCAAUCAUUGAAUGCAUGGAACAACUUGAAGAAGAGGCUAACGUAUUGACUUAUAAGCAAGCUUCAGGAAUUCGACGUAUGUUACAAGACCCAAAUUUUUGUUUUUGGUUAACGUUCUUUCAUCAUAUUAUGCCACAUGUGGAUAUUUUAUUUAAUCAACUUCAAAAAAGAAUAAUGGAUCCGACAGCAGCUCAAACAGUCACAGCAACGUUUGAACAAAAUAUUAAUGUUAUCCGAAAUAAAAUAGACUCCAUUGUAGAAGAAGCUUCGAAUUUUGAAAUUGCUCCAACCGUCGCAAAAAGGAAACGCCCUAAUGAAAACAAAUCAGAUCAUCGCAUUGCUUGUUUAGAGGUAUGUGACGUAAUUAUAAGCAACGAAAAGGAACGUUUUGCCUUCACAGGCCACUUGGUAGCCGCAUCACUUUUGAUUUCGGAAAAAUUUGUGGAAUAUCAUAACAAAUUUCCGGACCAAGAGUUAGACUUAACUUGUACUUCAUAUAAAGUUUUAAAUAAAAUUCGACUCAAAACGGAACUUUCUGUGAUAUAUUCCAAUUGUGAAUGUAGAGAUUUACGUGGUGCAGUACCAUUACUUAAAAUUAUAAUUUCAAAUAACCUGGAAGAAACAAUGGGGGAAACUAAGAAGCUAUUACAAAUUCUUGUGACAACUCCAAUGACUACUGCUGAAGCGGAACGUAGUUUUUCGACAUUAAAGCGGAUCAAAACGUUUUUAAGAAAUUCAAUGUGUAAAGAUCGAUUGACGGCUCUUUCGAUGUUAUCCAUUGAAAAAAAAUGUAUCGCAUCAAUACAAAACUUUAACGAAAAAAUCGAAUACAAACUUGAAUGCAUUAUGGCAGGCCAAACUGGCACGCAUAAUAUUUGUGUUUGCAAAAUGCAUCAAAAUGUAUCCUUAAAAAUACAUGGAAUCCAGCGAGAACUACAAAAAUAUAAGAUUACUUUUAAUACAUCAAUGGGCGACUUUAUUAAGCAAUCCGUGUGCGAACUUCCAAAGCCGGGUUGUUUUUUAUAUGAUUGCGAAGAAUGUCCUGGCACAGCAGCUAUCAUGAAGAAAGUGGAGGAAAUAUUGACUGAAAAUAACGUCACUCAAGUGACAUUUAGUCAAUGGAUCAACACUGACCGGUGCGAUAUUGUGCAGAUAUCAGAAAAAACAGAAAAGUUUUUAGAGGCGCUUGGUAACGACUUGUCUUUAGUUUUAAAACACAAGGAGCCUAUUUCGUUGAAAAGAAAAGUGCAGUCUGUAAUUUGA
This is a messenger RNA of Brassicogethes aeneus, 2520 nucleotides long. The record is from the annotation of a GenBank genome assembly. NCBI's taxonomy places the organism in Eukaryota, Metazoa, Arthropoda, Insecta, Coleoptera, Nitidulidae.